Molecule: messenger RNA, 1404 nt
Organism: Cladophialophora bantiana CBS 173.52
Lineage: Eukaryota; Fungi; Ascomycota; Eurotiomycetes; Chaetothyriales; Herpotrichiellaceae
Exons: 3
Coding region: 1-1404 (467 amino acids)
Source: RefSeq, a predicted model, not a curated record
AUGCAGCGGCGAACUGCCCACCGUGCACCUGACCCAGCACCUGAAACACGGCCCGUGAUGACAGCUGCCACGCCUAUCGAUGUUCUCCAGAGCCUAAUCCGGAGCACCCAAGCCUCUCUGCUAAGAGCCAGUGCGUCUCUAACAGCAAAACCAGUAGAGUACUUCUACUCGACAGUGCUGGACGCGUUCCAACCGAAGAAACACCUCGGCGUCUUCAGCGGCGAUAGAGUGCCAUUGCCGUCGACCGAGGGCGAUUAUUCGAGCGUGGCGAUAUGCAUCCGCUCGUUGCUGCCUCUCGCACAGCAAUCUGAAAGGCAUAUAUUGGACAUGUCGAUAUUCAGCCUCCUGACUAUGUAUUUGAGCCUCCUGGUCAAGGACCCGAAGUUGACAGAAAUGGCCCGCUCUGCAUACACUUCAGCGGUUCGCGAGUUUCGCCUGUUCAUCGGAUCUCGCUUCCCUGCGGAGUUGGCGUAUCCGCAGACGGGCUACUGUCAGGUUUUUCUCGCUCUAUCUACAGCGCUGCAGCUGUUCGAGUACGUGAAUGAUAUGGGAGCGACUCGGUCUGGCUUUCUGACCCAUCACGAGGGAAUGCUCAAACUCCUCCAGCUAUCCGGACCUGAAGUAUACCAAUCGCCUUACCUGCUCCAGUCGUUCUCGGGGCUCCGUGGUAUAACUAUAUUCGUCGCUUUGGAGAAGAGACGUCCUACCUUCCUGUCCCAGCCUGCAUGGAUAUACACGCCAUUCUUUUAUCGCCCCAAGACAAGGAGAGAAAUCCUUCACGAUAUCGCCCUAGAGAUUCCUGCAUUAUUACGUCGUACGGACGACCUUCUCUCCUCACUCGUGCAAAGACCCGAUGCAGAUUCGAUUGAGGCGACGCUUAAGGCAAGCGAUCUCAUCCAGGGGUUGAUGGCAGCCCAGCAGCUUGUUGCGGAUUUCGCAAGGGUUAAGUCGGAUCUCGAAACAUGGCUCUAUGACUUCGAAAAGUCACACGCCGCAACCCCCCUUUACUGGAACACAGAUAGCGUCAUGGACAAUACCAAUUCCUACACGGAUCCAGUGUGCAUACCGGACCUGCAAGACCCAAGGUACCAGCUGAGAUUCCAGGAUGGUCAGAAAGCAGGGGCAUUAAUCUGCUACUGGAGCUUUAUGCUUGAACUGCUGAUGAGCUUGAUUGACGUACAGGCCACCGUUUCCACCAUGGCAGGAGCCCUAGAGCCAGUCGCCUGUACAAAGGACAGCAUCACGGCCAUGUGCAAGGACUUGGACGCAAAUCGCUCGGCGGCGGGCAAAAGUGCCUUCCUCAUCAUACAGUCAACACCGUACCUGAAAUGCUGCCUGGAAGGGGUCUUUGUGACCCAGUCACCGCUGAGCCUUGUCCGGAGAUAUUUUGCCAGACAACAAUAA